This is a messenger RNA of Helicoverpa zea (corn earworm), 21714 nucleotides long. RefSeq lists its product as uncharacterized. The record is from RefSeq and is a predicted model, not a curated record. Bases 55 to 19854 code for a protein of 6599 amino acids. Lineage: Eukaryota; Metazoa; Arthropoda; Insecta; Lepidoptera; Noctuidae. The transcript has 16 exons.
AUACAAUUACGAAAACAAGCGCAUAAAUGUCUCCCCGCGAUAUUUUCGUAAGAAAUGACUUCUACAAAUGAUGGAAAAGACGUGAAAAGUAAUCAAACAAGUGGCCCAAAAGGCAAAACAUAUUACAUUGAACUUUACAAGUCGCUCGAGGCGGGGCUGAGCGGCGACUGUGAGUUCCGCGAGCGCACACAACACCUGUGCGAGGCGUGGCGACGCAUUCACAGUCUCUGCCAGCACUCGGCGCCCUCGACGCACCCGCAUCUGCUGAGCUGGCUGCAGAGGCACACUGCGAGGCUCGUGCUGCAGACGGAAUGGCAAUCCCCAAAAAGUAAAGAAGAACACAGUAGCCUUGAGGAAGCUAUCAAUGCCUUCAUCAAGGAGUGCUCAGAGCACCCUGGCGGCAGCAGAGAUGCGGGCCCGCCGCCCUGGGAGGUGCAGCUUGUGGCGCGGGGGGAAUGGUUCAAGAAAAUCUUGGAGAACCCCUGGGGACAUCCAGUGCUUAGGGCACUGUUGGACCCCAGGGGGGAACCGCCUUCGGAUCAGGAAGUACUAGAAUGGCUGAAGGAGGAGCGCGGCGUGAUGUUCGUGACGCGGCUGCGGCAGCUGGCGGCCUCCAAGUGCGACGACCUGGCGCUGGCACUGUCCUCCGCCGUCAUGCAGCGCGUGCGCAGCGACCGCCCGCCCGCUGAUGCUGACGGCAGCGACCAGCCGCCCAGCCAGCAACCAGCUGCUGAUGUCACAGAUAAAUCGAAGGCGGAUAACAAACCGUCGUUUGAAGACAUCCUGAAGUCUGAAGCAGGGUUUACAGUGGACGUGUGGGAGUUACUCACUGACAUAGAGUUUGUGUUGCUACAUAAACGAGACAAACGUGCGCGCUGUAUCGAACUGGCUAAGCAAACUCCUCUCCGCAACGGCUACCAGCUGGUGGAGAGGUUACAAAGCCGGCUCGAUACUUCGCCACGCGAGAAGAAACUAUGGAAGAACGCCAAAGAAGUCGCUACGCUUAUUGCACAGGUGAUAAUAACCCGGUGCAUGGUGGUGCCGACAUGCGCGGGCGCGGCUCGCACGGCGCUGUACUGCUGCGCGCGGUCGCUGGUGCGGGCGCUGGGCAGCAGCCUGCCGUGCGCGGCGCGAGCGCUGGCCGCGCCCGCCUCCACCGCCCGCCAUCUGCACACCCUCGCCGCUGCUGUCGAUGCGCACAGCACGGAGGACAUGAAGCCGUUUGUAUGCGAGCUGUAUGUGCGAGCCAUCACCGCCGGCAUGAAUGAGCUAGAGAGGCUCAAACUUAAGACUGAAAAGGAAGAGGAGACUCGUUCAGCGGAACAAACACUAGCGUCAUGGUUCAGCCAGUUGGGGGCAUUACUGUCAGCAUCAGAGCGUCUCCGCUGCGAGUGCUUGCUGACGGCCUUCUCCGUGCACCCUACUCCCGCCAGCUACGAACGUAUCAAAGCUGCGCCGCCACUCGCGUCGAGGACACUGGACGUCCACGAGACAAAAGAGGCACCGAACCCAGAAUUCGGAAGCUGGGCGAGCGACUCUCGCUCGCAGACCAACUUCGUCAAGACUUCGGAGACCCUCAACCUCAAACACACGCAGAAUCGAGCGAAUGUGCUGUCCACGGCUAUAUUCAGCGAGGGCGAAGCCCUAGGCAUCAGCCCUGAGCUUUGUACGGAUAUCGCCGUGCUGCUGUCUGGACCUAGACUGAAGACUCUUUCUUGGGAUACUGACAGAGAUGUGCUGCUAUCGAACUGCCGCACAUACAUGGAGCGUACGAACAACGGCACCCGCGCCCUCACCACCGAGCUCAAGUACCUCAACCUGGACCCCAGCCAGUUCCAGCACCUGCCAGAGGAGGACGAUGAUGAUGGAGACAUGUACUACGGCAUUGAGAAAGGCUAUGAGCAUCUAGUGGAAUACCAAGAACCAGAGGAAAUAUGGCAAGACGCAGAUGACCCCGAACGAACAGAAAGCGCCAAAUCAGACGACGACACUGAAUUCCCUAUCAAAACUAAGAAAUUAAAUAGAAAGACCAGGAAACCACUAUCUUCGGAAGAUGACUCUGACCCCCUCAGCCUCGUGGCAGAAGCCAAGAGAGAAGAAAAGAAAAAGAAAGAACGUCCACACAGCAAAGAAAGAAGUAAAGAGCGUAAAAGAUCUAAAUCAAAACCGAAGCCGAAAGAUCCUCUCGAUAUGGGAGAACACAGCACAGAGAAGAAGACAGAAAAAGAACCCAAAAAGAAAGAGAAACGAAGCAGGAAGAAGAAGGAGAAAGAGCCACCGAGUGUGGUUCAGACUUCUUCUCUGUCCAGUCUUAUUGGUAUGAAGAUUACUAAGCAUGCAGUCGGGGGAACUGACUGUACCAACACUGUUGCUAACACUCCUUCCGUCAGUGAUAGUGAUUAUGACAGCCAACGGAAGUGCUCCGUCAUUUCGGAAAACAACGAGACUGAUGUCCUAUUUGAUGGCCUAUUCUCUAUGGACGAACUAAAGUCUCCAGAAAAGAGUCCAGGUAAAAAUCCCCUCGUGAAAUAUAUGGAUAAUCAUAAUGCUAACGGUAAAAUCGCUGUUAGCAUGCCGACUCAACCGCCAACUUAUGACAACAGAAUGGAAAUUACAAAACCUACUGUGGUAAGCAGAACGAAAUCGAGAGAUAGUUCACCAAGCAACCCAACUUCCAGUUUGAGUCCAGCUAGUCAAACAGUUAAAGAGAGCCUAACUAAAUUACUACACUACAGGAGACAGAAAACCCUUUUGGAGAAUGAAAAGAGAAUCAAUUUGCAGCCAAAUGUCGUACAUUCAUACAGUUAUGUGCAAGGAGCUGAGAAUCCUAUUAUAACGCCUCAAGUACCAAGUCCACAGCCAUCUUCGCAAGUCAGCUCAGUCAAUGUUCCAGAGAAACCUAAAGUCUUCAUGAACCAAACACAGUCUGAACAGCUCGCGGAACUGAGAAAUGAAGUAAAUAGCUUGCUCAGUGCAAAAACUUUUGGUAUUGCAAGACCGGUUAUACAGUAUAGUCCUAAGAGCAACAACAGUUUGACGAACAAUGCCCAGACAAGUGGGGUUAGAUUACCGAACCCUGGAGUCUCGCAGAAACCGCCGACUUAUAAAAUUCCUCAAAGUCCCGUCAGGUCUGCUACAAGUGCUGAGCCGAAGACCACUCCGUCACGCUCUCAUGUUGCUCAAACCAGUAAUAAACCGAAAUCUGUUGACUCGCCAAGUCAGCAGAAGUUUCAUAUAUUCCUUAAAGAGUUGCAAGAGUCUAUCAACGCAGGGGCUGAUGUAGACACCACUCGGAACGUUCCAGUGAAGAAAGAAGUGAAACCUAUGAACAGGGUGACACCUAUAAUGCCGGCUAAACCUCAACCCAAGACAUCUCCACAAUGUGCCAAAACCCAAAAGAAGUCGGAUAACUUUUUAAACACAUUCUCGCGUCUCAGUUAUUUACAUAAAAAUAAAAUGGACACGAAAGCAAAUGGAAAGAACGUUGUUGAAGCCCUAAUAGAAUAUCAGAGCAAAACGCUGCAACACCCUCCUGACGAAGACGAGAUUAAUCGUAUUAUAUCAGAACAAAAAGCUGCAAAAGCGAAAUACCUGAGUUUAAAAAGCGAUCCAGUACCGUCUACAGUAGACCGAUCGCCAUGUCCGCCCCCAAGGACCAAACCAAGUUUACUGAAAAAUCAAGAGAAAUCAAAGCCUGGUAAUGCUGCAAAGCAAAAUCCAAUAAUCGCCAACAUACUUCAGUCGAACCCUAAACUUACAAUUAAACCGGAACCAGUAACCAGAACUAUGCCAGUAGAACGACCGCGGGAUCCUCCGACACCUACAAGAUGUUCGUCACUUACUGAGAGAGAUCAACAGGACUUACUGCUCCUUCUACGACAACAGACUAAACUAAAUAAUCGUCCGGCGAAGGUCGAAAAUGUUAAAGUUGAAAAUAUAAAGGAGAGGGUACAACCCCCACAAACGAUUACCAAUCACAUACCUCCAUUGAACUAUUCUCUUCCUAGCACUAGUCAGUCGUCAAACAAAAUCAACAUGUUAGACGCUCCUAGCAUUUCUUACACUAACAUCAAACAAGUAACAAAACAUAGUCCAAGUGUGAAACCAUCCAAUGCAAAUAAUAUCGAUUUGCGAAUACCGCAUACAAAACCUUUGAACAUGGUCAAGACUGAACUUAAUGGUACUAAGACCGUUGAUCAGAAACCUCACAGUAACAGUGAAACUAAGACGACAAAGAACAAAACUGCUGUCAAAUCUGGCGUGGAUAAGCAGGGAACUGAUUGGGAGAAAGUAAUGGACGCCAUUUUGUCUCAUAAAACUCCAAGCAGAGGACCGAAUGCCCUUGAUAUGGCUUUGAACAAAGAGGCCUAUGAUAAAUCGCUAUCAGAGAGUUUGCGAAAGCAAAGGAUAGUGAAAGUGAAUUCCUCUGGUGAUGCACGAGCCUUUACAGAAGUGAUAUCUAGAGGCUCGUCAGAUCCGGCAUUGCAUUCUGAUCAACCGCAACGAACCCACACACCCAUAAUUCUGAGCCGUUCUAACACAGAAAGCGUUAUCAAGACUAAUAAAAAUAAAACAUAUACGAAAUCUUCACAAAAGGUUGUUCAGAAAAGUCUAAUGAACAAUAGUGUUCUUCAUGCCAAUCCAAACUUAACUAGACCGAUUCAAACGGAAACAACAAAACGACAUAUUCAGACUGAGAAAAGACCAAGCCACUCAAAAGACCAAAUUGAUGUACUUAAGAAAAUACCUAACAAACAUCAUGAGAAACAGUUUACUGCUUCGUAUUAUAAAGAAGAGGACCCAUUUAUUUCUGGUAUUCCUAACUCUGAUUACGAUCUCCUUGAAGAAUUAAUGGAUGAUGAUUUGCGACAAGAAAUUGGGGAACUAUCAUCUGACGAAGAUAGUUACAGAACACCCAUGCAAGGACUGAAAGAUAAAGCUUUCCCUAUUAAUAAGCAUAAUAUAACUCCUGCGAUGUUAGAGGAAAAGCUCAUAAAUCCUUCAGUAAUUAACUCAACACCGGUGCAUAAGAAACCAGCGCCAAAAGCACGAUGUGAUAUUCCUAAGACUGCUUUUGAUCAUACAAAACUUCAACAAUCGGAAUCGGCCAAUGUGAAGUCUGUUAUAAAAAAUCCUGUAGGUCUGAAAAUAGGUGACAUCCUACGCCAACAGCCUAAAACUGUUGUUACGAUACCGAAAACGAACGAACCAAGCUUUAACAUAAAUCCAAAUCAAACGCGUAAUGUCGAUCAGGCGAAUACAUUUGUGGCUGCUGUGCCGCAACAAGCUGCGGCAAAGAACGUCGUCAUUGGAGUCAUUGGAUCAGAUCUCGUGUACCAGCACUGCGCGGUUAAGAACCCGCCUCGUCAAGCUACUGCCCCGCAGAGUUCGUAUGUGGCGUACAAUAAGCAACCAAACGUGGCUGUAUAUCAGACGACGCAGUUCGCUGCACCGGUUGUGAAGCCACUGAUCAUAGGAAACGCUGUCACGGUGCCUGCACCUAAUACACAAGUGAAGGCAUCACCUUUGGUAACGCUCUCUAAUAAACCUGAAAUUACUGUCCAAACAGUGACCAAACACAGGGCCGAUAGUGACAGAACAAAUAAAGAAGAAAUUAGAAAAGAAUUUCAACAUAAAACGACAAACAAUGCCUCAAAGGACACUAAACCCGAGCCAAAGACUAAUAAAGUUGAGACUGUAACCAGUGAUACUCAGAAGGUGGAAAAGGAAAAAGUGGAUAUUAAUUCUAAUAAGAAUGUUUGUGAAAGAAAGGUAUUGUCUGAAGUACAAGAAAAACAAAAGUUAGCUUCAGCUGAGAAAACCGAACCGAAAAUAACAAGAAGCCAAUCAAAAAUGUCUUUCGAACGAGAUAUGGUCAAUGAAGUGUUAAAAGAUCAAGAACGACUGCAAAAGAAACGAUUGUCUAUCAUUAAUCGGAAUAUCAGUCAUCGAAUCGAUAAAACAGUUAUACCAUUAACGUAUGCUCCGCUUGUCAUUAAACCCAUUGUAUGUAAAACCCAAGAGAAACGACCGAAAAUUAAAAUUACUUCAGAUGUCAUUGUCAAUAAAAUUCCAAGCGUUAAACUAGAGUCUAUGAACAUCAAAGUUAGGAAUGGAGAAUCAUUGGAAACUAACACAACUGAAAAACCAGAUAAAACUGUCGGCAGCGAAAAUUGCAAGGAGAAUAAAGAUAAAAUUCCAGUUCGACGUAUUCUAUUACGAUCAUCGAAUAAAGACCUUAAUUUAAACACGGCAGUUGCUGAGAAAGUCAAGUCACUUCAGGUUCCAGUCAAGAAAUUAAGAGUGAGACUAAAACCCACACCUAGAAUAGUUUCAAGUACGACUACAGCAACUGUGAACAACACCGUCAGCUGCACCGGAGCGAAUUUAAACAAAAUAAUCAUAGUUAAAAAACGGUCACCAAAGAAGAUAGUGAACAAAGCAAUAAAGAAAACUGAGAUCAAGAAGAAACCUAUUAAAAUUCAGCCUAAGAGAAAUGCUAAAGUGACAUCAACUGAGCUUAAAACUCAAGAAAAGUCUCAAGCGCUUGAUCUACCAAGUGAUAUACCAGAUCUAACAGAUCUUGAGGAAGAAAUAUUAACUUGCAAAAUACCCAAGUCUCUGAGCGGGCCUGUGCCGCCUUUGGAGGAAAUUCCGAACGUUGAAGAAAUUCUAGGAAACAUUGAUAAUGAUAUCAUGGAUGAUGCUAAAAGUGACUACUGUUCCAGUCCAAGCAUUUUAGAAAAAGACGAUUCUUUGAAACCACUAUUAUGUAAUGAGGUUAUUGAUACUCCUGAUAAUGACGUGCCUCCUAUUCCUCAAGAAUACGGUAGUGAGAAUAAUGACAGUAAUGGUUUAGUACUGAAAGCAAAGGAAGAUGAGGUUCCGACAAUAAUUGAAACUAUAAAGAAACCUUCCACUAGGAAUGAAGCUCUCAAAUCCUCUGAUUUAGCUUCCAAGACGGUGAAAUCUACGUCAAAUAACGAAAUAAUGAAUGAAAUUGAGAGUUAUAUUAAGAAAUUAGAAGACAGAAUAAAGGACACCGCUGAAACCCAACGUUUAGAUUUAGAGUGCAAAGAAAUAAUGUUUAGCACCGAUGCCAGUCCGUUGAUGCAAUCUGAAAGAUCUGCCUCACAGACACCUGAAAUACCCGCGUCGCAAUCGUCUGAAGUCAACGCGAACCAGCUUGAAAGAUCAGCACCUCAUGCUGGAAGCUUCACGUCGCAGCCUGUAAUUAAGACUCCUGAAGCAGCACAAGCUACAGCGGUAAAGAUAACUGAAACUAAUGUAAGCCAAACAAAUACUAAGAUAUCGAAAGAACCUGAGAACGAUGACAUUAUUUGCCUCGAUGAAGAGGAUGAUGAAGUUACUAAAGGCGCUGAAAACACAAACAACCCCAAUCAGACGCAGAACAGAAGUUAUACUAAUUCCAAUCAGAAUAAGAGUCAAAACAGCAGCAUAAACACUGACCUGCCUAAAGCUUACAUGGAUUCCAUACAAAUUGAAGACUUACCACAUUUAAAUAAGGGAGAUCCGACGAAGAAGUGCGUGCGUAUCAAACUACCCUGCGGAAAAGUAUUCAAAGCUACUGUUCAUGGGCAAAUUCAUGUAGACACUAACACAUUGUUCAAGGACCCAGCAUUACGCGCAGUUUUAUUAAGCAAUAUCUCCAACAAAAAGCGAUAUACUCUAAACGUGAAACAAAUGUCGACAUCCAAUAAGUCGAAUCCAGAUAAAAUAGUAGAGUCUCGUAUACAAGAAAUACGAUUGGCGGCGCCUAAACCAAAACUAGAUAACGUCGUUGAAACUAUCGAUUUACUCAGCGAUUCAGAUGAAGAUAGUCCAAAGGAGAAAAUGAACAUAGCACAACAUUUAAACACUGAAUUUGGUAAAUAUAAAGUGAAUAAUAUGGAAAAGCAGCUUCUAGAAAAACAUCAGAAGAUACUCGACAAAAAGUGUGUUGUGAAAUUGAAAAGAGAGAAUUCAAACGCCUCAUAUAAUGAACAAUUUAAAGAAGUUCAAAAUAAAGAAUCAACACCUGACCACUUAGAAUCAAGUCAAACGACAGUAAAUGUUGAGGAAUCUGGUUUGGUGAACUCACUUCCACCCGUCUCUCACAUACCUGGUGAUGUUGAACAGAAUGAGCCUGCUGCUCAGACCAGUAAAGUCCCGGUUGAGCCUGUUACUACACCAAGCGAACCUAUCAUUCAGACUGAUAUUCAACCUGUCAGUGCGUCUGAUAAUUCUGUCCAGACUUGUGAUGUACCCAUGACCCAGACUAGUGAUAAACCCAUGAUGCAAUCAGUGAUCCAGCCUGUCGUGCAAUCAGAGAUUCGACCUGUAAUACAGUCUGUUAUUCAACCUGUUAAACAGUCUGUGAUUCAGUCUGUUGUCCAGUCUGAAAUUGAACCGGUGAAACUUUCAGUUAUUCAACCUGCUAAGCGUUCUCACAUUCAACCUGUCGCACAGACUGUGAUCCAACCAGUCAUGCCACCUGUUGAUGAUUCUGAAAUUCUACCUGCUAUUGAGACUGCUAAGCCUGUGAUUCAGCCAAUUCAACCUGCUACUGCGACAGCUAAGCCUUUGAAUCAGUCUGAGAUUCAACCUGCAAACGAGGAAAUGGUACCGCCUGCUCCAUUACACAUUUUGCCUGCUAUUCCAUCUGAGCGUCAAUCUGAUCGUCAAUCUGAUCUUCUGUUUAAUGUAGAAGAAACAAUUCUGCCGGAUAUCCAAUCUAUUCCUCAGACAGUAAUUCUAAAAACUACUCAAUCGGAUGUGAAAAAUAUAAUUCAAUCAAUAACCGAAGUACCAGAAACUAUUAAACCAGUUUUACAACCUACAACAGCAGCACCUGAAGAAGUCAUUGAAAUUGAUGAUUCAUCCAAUGAUGAAGAUAUGAUCGUUCCAGAUCUUAAUAACAGAGAUGAGAAAACCAUAGUUGGACUGAUGCCCGCGCAAACCAUCGUUGAACCGUUUACAGUCACACACAGAAUUACUGCACCUGAAACGCUUGUUGAUUCGAACAAGCCAGUCGAAGAAAAGAUUAUAGAAUUCAAGAAUCUACUUUUCAAAGAUCUUGGUAUUGAAGAUCUUGCUGAAAAUUCAUCACAGUCUGGAGACAUGAUACUUUCAUUCUCAGGCGCUCCUCUAGCCGCAGAAAGCGAUAAUUCUGUUAGCAAUGAAUCUAUGACAGCCCCUAUAUUACCAAAAUGUUUCGUGAAGUUGACUAAGUGUGACGAACUAGUAAGGAAAUACGAAAAUUUGAAAAUGCUGAAGAAAUGCUUUAUUAAAUUAGUCAGGUGUGAUGACAUAGUUAAAAGCUUUACUGAACGGCCCAUUGAAGUUACUGAUGAACUUUCUGAUGACGUUAUAGAUAUGGAAGAUCAUGUACUUGAAGAUGCUGCAAUAGAUGUGGUGCCGUUGUCGCGUUGCGGAUCAUUCUCAAUUCUUGCCGAUUACGAAGUGCUUGAUGCUCUACAAGAAAAUGAAAAAUUGAGUUUCAAUGACAGAAGUAGUUCCCCCGUAAUGGCAGCAUACGAGACUAUUGCCUCAUUGUGCAGUCAACCUGAAAUGGCUAAACAAAACGAACAAAUACCGCUAGACAAAUUGACAUGUCAGAGUGAAUGGUUAUUGACUAAACCUAAUACCCAUUUACAAUAUAAAAACAAUCAUAUCAAAGAUAUUGAGAGAUGUGCUCCGUAUGCAGAUUCUCAAGUAUCUUCAAGUGAAACAAAUCUAUCUAAAGUAAAGCCUUUAACAACUUUAGUAUUGAAGCUUUUCGAGGAUCAAUCAAUUUUAGAUAAAGUGACAUCUACUAGAUUAAAUAAAACUAAACCCAAGAAUGCAAAUUCUCAUAGGAGAAGGACUCUACUAAACCUGAAACGGAAGAGUCUUGACCCUAUUGAAACAGAAUGCAAAAUAUCAAAAACAACUCGUGACGUAAGCCAGGAACAUAGUGAAAAUGAAUUGACGAGAAAACCAGUAGAAGCUGUAGUAAAUUGUCAUCAAGACACCGAUGAAGUUGAGGUAAUGCAAAAGGAAUAUGAUUAUAAUAAUGUUGAAAUAAAUAUACAGGUGCAGGAUAAGCAUAUUCUGGAAGUAACAAAUUCUCAGGACAAUUCACCACUAUUCUGUAGAUCCAUCGAGGAUGUACAGAAUAACGCUGAUGCAAACCAUGAUGAUACCAAUACAGAUAUAAGAAUAGUUAACGCGAACCUCGACGUCAGCAUAGCUGAAGCGGAUUCUACGUUAUCCUGUGUAGAAGACAAAACAGAGUCUCUCAGUUCUUCCAUAUUACAUGAAGCGGAUUCAACGCAAACUGAAUUUUACAUUGAAAAUGAUAAAACACAUUUUGAAAUUGAUGCUGACGUACUACCAGAAGUGACCGAAAUCACCGCAGAAAACAUUAGUGGCGGUGACAACAUAAUAUCUGAAGUAGAAUAUGAAGAUGCGGAAGGUACAAAAGGCGCUACUAAUCCUAAUUUACUAUCCGAAAGUAUAGCUGAAAAUUGUAUAGAAGAUCCUGAAGAUAUUCAAGAAGAUAGUGACACAAUAACACUGACAGAACAAAGUACAUACAACAACACCUAUGACGACUCAAAUAAUACAAAAGAUUCAGAUGCCAGUGAGGAUAUUCUAGUAACAACUGUAGUCACUGAACUAGAUACAAGCCAUCUGAUAAGAAUAUGCAGCGACAACAAGGACAUUGACAAUGAAGCCAUACUGGACGAUGAAGGUAAGGUAGAAGAAAAUAAUUGUCUAGAUAUUGACAUGAAUCCGAUGACAGACAACUCGAUAAUUGGUAAUGAUGACUGUUUAGACCAAGAAGUUACCGUAGGAAAUAUUUCUGGAGAUAUCGAUACAAGUAAUGAAGAGCCAGAAUUGGUUAUUGAAAUUACGUGUAAUAACAUAGAAACAUUGCUGAAAGAAACAAAGAGCAUUAUUGUUAAUAAUUGUAUAAACACUAAUAAUGAGCGGCAAGAGUCCGAAGUGAUAACUGAAAAUAUCAUCAAAGACGCUGGCACAGAAUUAGAAAUUUCAGAACCAAUAGAAACUUCAGAUGAAACAAAUAUAAAAUUGAAAGAGUCUGAACAAGAUUACGAAACUACCACCGCUCAUUCAAAAGAGCCAGAAUUGCCAGUUGCACAUAUUCAUGAUGAUGCUGUUAGACAAAUGGUAGUCGAAGAAACUGAAAUUGAUCUGGAAAAUACAGAUAUAGCUCUCGAAGUUAGCGCAGAUGCUAAUGCAGAAUCGGAUAACUCCAUAAUUAUCCUAGAGAAUAACAAUGCAGACAUCGAUACACAAUGCAAAAAGACUGAACUUAUCCACCAAAAUGUUUGUGAAGAAGAUAACACCACACUUGAAACAACGGAGGCUGUUCAAGAAAACAAUCUAUCUGAAGCGUCAAAUGCUGAACCUGUGAUUGAAAUAAACAAGGAUAUGAUUUGUGAAGACGUUACACCCGUGUCCAUGGAUUCCGUCUCUGUAGAAGACGAUACGACUAUCACAGCGAUAAAUACGACGCAGGACAAUAUAUGCGUGGAAGUUGAUAAACAGCCAGAAGUAGUAGAAACAGCAAUGCACAACCGCUGUGAAGAUAUCACGACAACAUCAGAGCAAAUAGACAUAACUGCGAAGAAUAUGUCUGAAGACUGUGAAACAAUAGUUGAAGGGGCAGAAAUCAACCAGGAGAAUUGUCUUGAUGAAGUAGGACAAAAUUCUGUAGAAACAGCUGAUACUAUGCUAGAGCAGAUAGACACAAUUCAAGUCAUUGACGUCGAUACAGAAACGGAAAACAACCAUUCAACGCAGGAAAAUAUUUGCGAAGAUGACAUUAAACUGGAAGUUGCAGAAUGUGAAAUAGGAGAACCCAUUACAGAGUCCGUUAGUUUAGACGAAAAUUCUGUCAUUCAACAAACCGACGAUGAUCAAGACAAUACACGCAAACAACUUAAUGCUAUGCUUGUAGAAACAGAAGUAACGGACAAAAACAAAGAUAUAGAACUGGAAAAGCCAGAACUGAGUAACCAAAAUACGUUCGAUAGUCAUAUAAUUGAAGAACAAAUUAAAUAUAUUUCUGUAAAAUAUAAAACACCAGAAAUUACGAAAAUAGAUAAAGCAAACACUUACACAAAUGAGGUGAGUAAACUGACAGAAUUUAUUCCGGAAAACACAGGUGUAGCAAACAGUGAAUGUGUCGGUGAAGUAACCAGCCUCAAAGUUAGUGAUUUUGAUGUAGAAGUAAUUUGUGAAGAACUCACGAGUGAAAUUAUUAAAAAUGCUACAAAUGAAAUUCCAUCAGUUAACAGCUAUGAAGUGCAAAAUGACAACAGUAACAAAGAUUCUGAAGUUAUGGACAAUGUUUCUGGUUUUGAUGUAGAAGUAAUUUGUGAGGAAGUCAAUGAAAAUGUUAGCAACACCAAUUUGAAACCCGAAGAAAGCAAUUUAGCAGAGGAAGAUAUCUUAGAAACAGAAGAGGCAGUUAAAGUACUUAAAGAGAGUGCAAAUAAGACUGAUGACAAUGUUAUCUUGACACAGAGUGGAGAAAGUGAGAUUGUACUUAACAACAGUAUAGAAUCAUCAAAUAGUGAUUCUGCAGACAUAGAGGAGGUUAAAAUUUUUGUAGGAAAGACAGUUGAUGAUCUUGUUAUGAUAAACGAAAAACAAUACAUUGUAAAAGGCAUCAUUGACGUUGGAGAUGACAAGGACCUCGCUGAAUCAGUUUUUGGCGGUACUUCGAACGAAAUAAACGAGUCAGUGAUACAAAAACCAAUUAAAUAUACAAAUUUACAGAUGUUCGAAAAUAACACCCUUCAUGGUGAUGAUUCCGGCCCGAUACUAAGAGUUAUCGAGUACGAAGAUGAAAAGAUGGAAAAAUGCUAUCUGUUUCCAGUUAAUUCUGUUUUAUCAAACUUAUGUGACAGCGACGAUGAUGAAACCUCGUCUCCUGCAGAAAAUAUAAUAGUAACACAACAGCUAGAUGAAGUUGAUCAAAUAGAAGAAAUAGAUGUUAAACUUAAUAUGCCAAAGAGAACAUAUUCAAAGAAAUUCACAAACCGAAUAGAUUUUGACAAGAAAAACAGAAAGAACUUGAAACGGAAGGUUGACAUGACAGACGUAAAGGUCUACGAGAAGAAGUAUAGAAAAGGCAAAAAUAUUGAUUAUCCUAAAAUAACAAUCGCUACAAUGGGAGACUCGUCUUAUAGCAAAGAAUUUAAGCGGUUGCUUGAUUACUGUAGUUCUGUAACAUUUUCAUAUUCGCGGCCAUUCCAUAAAGAAUACAUAGACGUGCAUCACAUAUUAAAAUCUUGGCCCAUACAAGGCAUAUGCCAUGUUCCACGAAUGAAAACUGAAAACGAGAAUACGUUAUUCAGAGACACAGAAACUGUAGUUAGUAUUUAUGAUCCAAGUAAGCAGACAUUGGCUGAUGAAAUUAGCACCGCGAAUAGCGAAGAAUCGGACUAUGUAUGUUGCGACAUAAAUGAAACCAAUUUCAAUAUGGGUUUUGGUGAGGGGUCCGGCAGAGUCAUACAAAAUUUGGAGGACGGAUGUGGUACAAAAUUUUCGGCUGCGACUCUGUCGGACGUAAAACAAACUCAGCCGCUUUUACUGUCCGAAAAUUAUGGUAACUGUAAACGUGUGCAUAGUCAAAUUAACUCGACAUAUAAACAUGAACUUGAUUUCAUUCAACGCAAUAUGAGAUGCAUUCAAAUGAGAGAGAAAGUAAGAUCAUUUUUUAAGAAGACGAUGACUGAAUUAACUUAUGAUUGGAUGAAAGAGCAAGAAAAAGGUGAUUAUUCUGAUGGUUUGUUUGAUUCAGAGUUUCCAUAUGGACUUACCGAUCCGGACUUUAUGCAGCCAGCGCCAUUUUAUGCCACUGUCCAGGUUGUGCAAGUCGGUCAAUUGCCAGUGAGUGCGGCGGCACAGAACCCAGUGACUUGUGAUCCGAGAGUAACUCAAGUUUCUAACGUAAGUCCAUCUCAAUGUUCGGCUGAAAACAGCCCCAGCGACGACCCGCAGUCAGUAAUAAAAACUGAAUAUACGGAACUAACAACUGCUGAUUUAAGUAUGCCUUUAGCUCAAGAGUACGUGCAGCACAUACAGUCCAUGCCAGUACCGACUCAUGAAGCCAUGAACUAUCCCAUGGGCAGUAAUUACACUGUCGAUGUGGAUAUAAAACCAGAAAUCAAAAUAGAAAUGGAAGAAGCGCCUGAAAUCAAAGAGGAGGUAAACGACAAUUAUGAAAAUAGUGACUAUCCACCACUGUUCGAAAAGAAUAUGAUGAACAACGUUGAUUAUUCUUACGAAAGUAACCACUCUCAUAUAACACCACUAGAACCGAAUCCUAAUACGACAUUGCUCUAUAAUUACAUGGACAAGCAACCUGAGACAUAUCCACACUUGAAACACCAGCAACAACAGGACGAACAUUUGCAAAUGCAGCAACAGUUGCAACAACAACAACAACAGGAACAAUAUCAGCAACAACAGAAAAUAUUACAACAACAACUUGAACAAGAGCAACAGUUGCAGCAGCAGCAACAGGAAUAUCAACAGCAGCAAAUAGAAAUGCAGCAAAUGCAAAUGGAACAAGAACAACUUAAAUUGCAGCAGAUGCAACAGCAACAGCUGAAGCAGCAGCAAGAAGAGGAGCUAAAACAUCAACAACAUCUGCAAGAGCUGAAGCAACAAGAAGAAUUGAAACAUCAGCAGCAUCUCUUGGAGCUCAAACAGCAACAGGAACUUAAGCAACAACAACAGCAGCAGCAACUACAAGAGCUCAAACAGCAACAGCAGCAACAAAAACAACAAGAGUUGAAACAGCAGCAACAAAAGCAAAAAGAACUGAAACAGCAGAAACAACAAGAACUAAAACAACAGCAGCAGCAACAAAAACAAGAGCUUAAACAGCAACAACAACAAAAGCAACAGGAGUUGAAACAACAGCAGCUGGCGCAACAACAGAAACUUAAGCAACAGAAACAACAACAGCAAGAACUAAAACAGCAACAACUAAAGCAUCAGAAGCAACAGCAACAGGAGCUGCAGCAGAAACAAAUGCAACAGCAACAACAGGAGUUGCAACAAAAACAACAGAUGCAACAGCAACAAGAAUUACAGCAAAAACAACAAAUGCAACAACAGCAGCAGCAACAACAACAAGAACAACAUCUGCAGCAACAGAAUGGUUCGCAAGAUAAGACAGAUCAAAUAGCCCACGCAAUGAAUGCGGCAGGCAUCUCCUCAGGCACAGAUACCAUAUCAGGUAAUAGAGCUCAAGCUCUAGUAAAUAUGCUAUCUCAAAAACUCAGACAAGGUACCGUUACUUCUGGCCAGGCAUCUACAAACAAUUUUCAAAAGACCACAUCAAUUAAUGCUAUGGCAUUACAGCAGGCCUUAGCGCAAAUACUACCACCGCCUCUGAAUCAAACCAAUGGAUCAGAAAACAAUCAACAAACGACCAACACGCAAGUAACACCACAGGUUUUACAUAUAGUUCAAGGAAAAAGCGCUUCAGGCAACCAUCAACAAAUUACUUUAGUCGAUAAUACUCAACAAUCCGUAAUAAAUGCACCAAAUGCAACUCCAGUGUUGCAUAUUGUGCAGAAUAAAACUGUACCUCCUGGGCCUACUUCAAAUGGAACGCCGGCAUCCCAAACUAACUCCUUCAGCGGACUAUCCCUAGUAGAUGGAAUACAACAAGGAAAUCAACUCCUCCACAUAGUGAAUGCAGGGAAUCAGAAAAAUGCAAAUACAGGACAGCUCUUGAAAAGAGUCAAUCUUUUGACGAACCUUACAAAUGUUCAAGGAGGUAACGAGCAAAAAAUGGUGCAGUUUGUCUGCAAAUCAGCUGAUGGAAAACCUAUACAGCUGAAUGGACCACAUCAACGAAGCAUGGUGUUAAGACUGCAGCCUGUUGAGACCCCUAAUCUUCAACCCACUCAGUCAAAGCACAUGGAGUCACAAGAAAUGAGUCCAACACAUAACGCAAACAGCAAAGAUUCAGAAAUUAAAUCGCGGUCAGUGUACGAAGAAAAUUACGCGAAAUUCAUACAGAGCUCUUCACCUAAAACAAAUGUGCCUGAAAAAGGCACUAGCUUGCCUAAGUUUAACCAAGCAUUUGGCAAGCAAGUCUAUCAAGAUGGCGGACAGAAGAGUGAAAUCAGCAAUGGUAACGCUAUGUCUCCCGGCAGUGAAAACCCAGAAUGUCAAGCCAAUGAUAACGCCAUGAACUUGGAUCAUAUAACACAGAUUGGAAGUCCACCACUGCUUUUGAGAAAAACAUCAACUUCACAAGCACAGCCGAACUUAGUACAACAAAUAAAGCAGACAAUAUCUCCUAUGAAUAUUCAUGGUGGGGUCAUAUACACUCGUCAAAUACCUGUAAACCUUCCUAGUGGGCAGACCAUCAACUUGAUAACUGUUCCUAGUUCGGACCUUAUUGAUGAAUCAAAUAAUAAACAACAAGGAGAGAUGGGAGAGCCGUCAAUAAUAAAGAUUGUGCCUCAAACUCAAGCUAACUCUAACUCUGAACCCUCUGAAGAAAAUAAUUCACAUAUGCCAGCAAAUGAUAAUGCACAUACUCCGCAGCCGCAACCACAGCCUGUGUUAACGCAAAUGAGGAUUAAAUUGCCCAUGUUGAGUAAAGCUCCACAAAUGGUGUCCGGAGGAAGACUUGUAAGGCCAUCAUUCUUCCAAAUACAGCGGAAUGUCAUCUCUGGUACAAAUCAGCCUGUGUACCAGCAACUGGUGCUAACAGCAGCACCUCAAGCUGGGCAGCAGACUAUAAGGCUACCUGCACAAGCUCAAACGACCAGCAGACCGGUGAAAGCCACUCCUAGUGAAAGUCAGUCCUCAACCGAGUCUAUGAGUUCCUCAACAUUGGAACAACUGAGAGAGUUCGAUUUAGUAUUGGAGCAAGUUAAGGAGAGAAGCACGGUACAACCGACUACUAAAUCGAAGAGUAAAAAAGCUUCGAAAGCUUCUACGGAGACAGCUUCGACCAGCUCAGCUGGAGCGGAGUCGUCACGUUCGCAACCAGCCCCACACAAACAACAUCAAGUAUUGUACUCGAUCGGUAACACACAACCUUUAAACGUUGCUUAUGUUAACAGAAAAGCUUCGGGAUCAACGUCCACUCCCACCACCUUCGUACGAUCUCCAGACUCUUCAGGCAUUGCUGACUCGUCACCUUCGUCAUCAUCUCAUAGUCAAAUCCCACACACUGUCACCAGCGAACCGUCAACAUCUGAUGCGCCAGCUACAUCGAAAUCCAAAUCUGGCUCAAAGUCUAAAUCUAGACCAAAAGCUUCGUCGAAUCCUCCCAACACAUUAAAACUAAAUACAACACCUCCGAAGCCAUCUACUCAGAAACCAGCAGAAGAUGAACAAACAACUCAACGGAUUCUAUACAUCUUAGCUGAAUAUAAAGAGCAGGUUGAAAAUUCUCCGGACAAAGACAAACCGGCACCGCGUCGUAGAACUAACCCACCUUCGAAUCCAGGGUCUUCGAAACGCAAGAAGAGUUCCAGCUACCGUCGAGGGCGGGACAUGAGUCCUAUAGAUGACUCAUGUAGAACGAUGGGCUCUGAAGACAGCAGUUGUGGCACUUCACAGGGCGACUGCAACGAUAGCUGUGUUGACAGUCAUUCACCACAAGAUAGCCCUCGUAAAGUAGUCCGCAAGCUUACCUUCGAACAGGAAGCCCCGCCCACACCGCAACCAAGGCCGCAGCCGCAACGAAACGUCAUCGUAGCUGACGGUCAAACCAUCACUGUGGCUCGAGGUACGGCUGGCAAACCGUCCACUGCUGUCCUUAUGCCUGCUAACUACAUAUUGCCAGUAUCCAUGAUAAAAGGAGGCCAGCAGAUCGCUAUUGUGACUAACAGAGGCCCCAAGCUGUUGACAGUUGGCGGUGGCGAGGGCGGAGCUACCAACGCUUUGUUGUUGCAACGACUAAUAGGCCCAGCUGGAUUAAAACCAGUGCUGACUCGGCCAGGGGUUCGGCAUGUCCGCUUACCAACUGCGGCGCUGCAUAAUCUUCAAGCGUUCAACCUGGCGACUGCAACAACAGUGCAACCACCAGACAGCACUGCUUCGCCGGCCCCCGCCCCCACUCCUCCCGAGUUAGUGGAGACUAGAGCCAACAGUUCGCCGUGGAGGGACCGCGAGGCGCAGGAAGUGAAGCCUGAGCGAGGAUCCAGUCCCGAGGGGGAGCCCUGGCAUCUUCCGGCAACAGCAGACCCGCACGACUACAGCUACGAGGAGGUCGUCCGCACCGACAACAUGGACCGAACCGUACUUGUUGUGCAGAAGAAGUCUGACGGCUCGCACCACAGACAACACCGAUUGACUCACGUGUCUGCAGCAGCCUUGAGACAUAAAUAUGCCAUAUUGGAACAUGAGCUGCGACUACAGGAGUAUCUUUCUCAGAAAUCUCUGUCGGAGGAGUGCGAGGACCUGGGAGUGGAUUCGCCCUCAGCCUCGGAGCUGUUCCCGGAGGCCGAGCUACUGUUUGCCGCGUCGCCGGCGCAUGACCACACGCAGGACCAUCCACAUCAUUCGCAUACGCCACAACCACUCCUUCACCACAGCAGCAUCCCCCAGCCGGACAUGGAUGAUCAGAUAGCCACCGACCAGCUGCUCCCGCGCGGAGACCUGCACGACGAGCGACAAGACCUAGCCAUGGGGCUCGACGACGUCGGCAUCGUCACCGUCAGCGAGGACGGCAUGCAGGCCACCAUAGCGCUCGAUCAAGAGGAGUUCGCCAGGUCACAUCCUAACACCACCUUCCAUAGUGAGCCCACUGAUGAUGGAGUGGUGCAACCAUUCACGAUAAGCGGGCUCAAAGGUCGACACAUAACAUCGACAAUAUUCCACGCGAACCGCGCGCCCGGCACCGUACUGAUGACGGCGCCGCAGACCACCGUCAUCUCGCAGGCGACGGCCGAGACCAGCGGCGCGCACAACGUCAAGUAUGCAGACAUCGACAACAUGAUCAACUCCAUGCCUCACUCACACGGCAACAACAUCAAUUUGUCCUCAGUACUCGUCAAAGAUGACGGUUUAACCAGAUUUGACAAUAUCCUCAACGAUAACAGAGAACUCCACCUCUCUAACACAGCAUCUGCUAUCGUCCACGCGACGGGCAACAACACCACACAAGUCAUCCGACGAGUGUGCUACGGAAAUAAACGAGAACAGACCUCAAGGUUCCUAAUGGACGAAGGCCUCAUGGCCAGCGAAGACGCCAAAAUGAUGGCCGACGAUUCCAGAGACUUCGGCGACGUCGAAGACGAGGGAUCCUCCCCCGAACGGACCGAACUUUUCUGGGAGUCAAACUCCGCAUCAGAACGAGAGACUCGACGGCCGCUCGACUUCAGCAGCGACAGUGAUAAAUGCUGCAAGAGUCCGUCGUACGAGGAGAAUAAUUCGACUGAUUCGAGCGGGAUAGGCGCUCACAUGAGACUGGACUCGGUGAUAAAGGAGGCGCGGGGGCUGGAGCGGCGCGGCAGCGGCGACGGCUCGUCGGCGGACGAGCUGCCGGCGCCCGCGCUGCGCACCUACCCCGCGGCCCGCGCCUGCGUGGCCGGCAAGACCCGCGCCGGCGCCUCGCCCGGGCGGCCCGCCUGCGCCUCGCCCGGCCGCCGCGCCUCGCCCGGGCGGCCCGCCUGCGCCUCGCCCGGCCGCCGCGCCUCGCCCGGGCGGCCCGCCUGCGCCUCGCCCGGCCGCCGCGCCUCGGCCCGCGGCGUGGUGAAGCGCGGCUGCCACUGCUGUUCCGCCGAGCCCGCGCCGCCGCGCCCCAAGAAGCCGCGCCACCGCCGCCCCAACCUCGACUUCACGCCCGCCAACUGAACGCGGCGCGAGGCGUUGCCUACUACUUACGGCUGUGGCACUCUACUCCGUCUGCCCCGCCAGACUGAAAAGCGAUCUCUUCACUGACGAGGUUUCACUUCUUAGGUGUAUUAUAAAAAAAAAAAACGUUGUUGACAUUGUUUUGUAUAUAAUUUUAUAAGUAAAAUAAAACCGGUAGCUAAGUUCACAGCGCAUUCGAUACGCCAUUUUAAUUAUUUUUGUUAAAGUUGAUCGAUUGAUUCUUCGUGAGUUCCUUUACGUGUUAUUAUUUUCUAAGUUAUGUCACCGAUAAGUUCAAAUUCGUUUUUAUCUCUAUAGCGAAUGACGAUUUCUUUUGUAUUGUUAUUUUUUUCUUGUAAUAUAUCCAUAUACAUAAUAUUUUGUAUCGAUAUGUAAUUGUAUAAUAUUGUAUUUCUAUAGGUUACCUCUAAUAGACGUAAGUGUUUCCGUUAGUGAUUACAGGCCAUACUCAAAUAUGAAUUUAAUCGUCUUUUAGCGGUGUAGAUGUAUUAAUUAAUUGAUAACAUAGCCCUUCAUAACGAUGCUAGACUGAUGUUGACGAACGAUUUGUUUCAUUAGCGCGUUGUCAUUUUGAUUCGAGCCAAUAUAUAUUUUUGAUUUUAAAUAUUGUAGUAUAUGCGCAUAGUUUUAGUUGUAAGCGACUUCCAUGUGACACAGCACAAAGUGAACUAUUCAUAAAGUAAAAGACGAUGGGAGCUUUAACUUCAGGUGAUUUGAAUUAUUUUUGAGAUUUCGUUUAUCUAAAUACUUGGGUGCCAAUAGUUUACUUGGCGUCUAUACUCACCUGUGCUUUUACGUUACGUUUCCAAAGGGCGUUAUUAUCGCUGUAUUUAAUAAUAUAUAAACAUUUAAUAGUAGCAAUGUGUUAAGCUAGUGUGAAUUUGAUAUCCAUAGUGUAAAACAUGUAAAUAAACUUUUGAUCCCCAAUUUUUGUUUAGGGGACCGUCUAGUCACUAUAGUACCGAUAUGAUAUAGCGUUAUACGUGUUACGCAGGCCGGCCGCUCGCUGGUCACCGGACCGGCUCAAAGCCGAAACAUUCAUUUUCCUUGCAGUAUUCUACCGCUUGUGUAUAUAAAAAGCCAUAAUAGAUAAUGAUGACGAAUAAUGUUUUUUUGUCUCUAUUACUACAGAAUAAAAUGUGAAUAAUUUUCAAAAAAAAAAAAACUAAAUUCUUGACGUUUAGAAGCAAGAUUCAUUCCGAAUUUGUAAAUAGUGGAAUGGGGGUGUUUAAAUUUUAGUGAAUUUAGUGAGUUUCGACCUGUUUUGGGUCGUAUAGUGAAAAUUGUAAUGGGUAAUUAUGUGCACUCGAUGGGUGGUAAAACCCAAAGUAAAACUUAAUUUAGUCGUAAGUGGUAUUAGCGUGCGACGGCCGGGACGACCCGCGUCCGAUGCGUCGCGAGGUUGCGUCACGAGUGCCUCCGCUAAAGACACUAAAAUUAACAGAUCCAAUAAUACGACUUAUAUUAUCCGAGAGUUUUUGAAACCUAUGUAUUAUUUCGUUUUGGAAGAAAAAAAAUCUGCCAUUUCUAAAAAGUAAGGUUCGAAUUUUUUAUAUAUUCCAACAUGUUGUUAAUUGUUCAUAUAAUAUUGUAGGCAGCGUCGUACCUUCGAUAUUAUUGUCCGAACGGAAAUAAAUACAGUAUUGCAGAUGCGUUUUUGUUAUAUUUUUCACUUAGAAUUUUAAAUUUAUUAGCUGUAAAGGGAAACUAAUAAUUAACGUUUAGGAGUUUCAUUAUUUUUUAAUUAAUUGGAUUGCGUUUUGUGAUUACAUAUUGUAAACAUUAUUUUUAAAAGUGCUACAGAAGAAAUGAUCAUUAAAACUUAUCUAUUAAACAUUA